AUGACUCCAACAUCUUCUCCAUUCUCGGAUGAUAUUGUCAUGGAGACAAUUCCCAAAGUGAGACUACCAGCGCACCUGACGUACAGCGGAGUCACGGAUCCGAGGGAUCAUGUCAUCUCUUACGAACAGCAGAUGUUUCUGAAUCCCUACUCCGAAGCCUGCUGGUGCAAAUACUUCCCAACCACGCUGACAGGAGUUGCUGGAGAAUGGUUCAGAUCGCCGCCGAAGGGAUCAAUCAAAAGUUGGAAGAAGCUGAAGAAGAGGUUUUGUGUACAGUUCGUGAGCAACAAUCGCCCAGAACGAACCACUGCCGAGCUAACCUCUAUACAGCAAGAAAGAGACGAGAGCCUGCGAGACUUCAUGGCCAGAUUCAUGAAGGAAUCCACCAACAUUCCGAACCUGCAGCCAGAUGUAGCAAUCUUCGCCUUGAAAACCGAAGAGUUCAACAAGGCAGCAGCAAGGCUAAGAGGUUCCUCAGAUCCGAAAGAUAACAGAACAAAUCAGAGUAAGCCCGAGGGCAACUCAAGAAAGGGGAAAGAGAAGGUGGGUGCGAGAGAAGCGAGUCCCAGGAGAGAAGGGAAGAAGGGUGAAUUUCAACCCAAGUACACCAACUACACCCCACUCACCAUACCCCGAGGAGAAAUCUUCAACCUCCACAAGGACGAUGAAAAGUGGAAGCUUCCAGACAAGCUCAGAUCAAACCCCCGCCACCGCAACAAGAACAAGUGGUGUGAAUUCCACGAUGACUUCGGCCAUACCACUGAGGAGUGUAACUCGUUGAAGGAUAACAUUGAAGACCUCAUCCGACGAGGCUACCUCAAGGGUUACCUACUCGACCAUAGGGUCAACUUCAGCAACGUAGGGGAGAAUCAGCCCACUCCCACCGAGUCAACUUCAGCAACGUAG
Molecule: messenger RNA, 906 nt
Organism: Spinacia oleracea (spinach)
Lineage: Eukaryota; Viridiplantae; Streptophyta; Magnoliopsida; Caryophyllales; Amaranthaceae
Exons: 2
Coding region: 1-906 (301 amino acids)
Source: RefSeq, a predicted model, not a curated record